Diuraphis noxia (Russian wheat aphid) is the source of this 495-nucleotide messenger RNA. Its product is annotated as REST corepressor 1-like. Gene Ontology annotation, biological process: negative regulation of DNA-templated transcription; regulation of transcription by RNA polymerase II. Gene Ontology annotation, molecular function: transcription corepressor activity. The record is from RefSeq and is a predicted model, not a curated record. Gene Ontology annotation, cellular component: histone deacetylase complex; transcription regulator complex. Lineage: Eukaryota; Metazoa; Arthropoda; Insecta; Hemiptera; Aphididae.
AAGGACCCCGGAGAAGGAAGUUCAAAACAGUCUUGUUCAAUUUGUGGAGUUAUUGUUACAAUGCUUCAUCCCACCCAAAAAGGAUCAAUGUGUGGCACAUGCCAUACACAUUUCCGGAGAACCAAUGGUGGUAUUAGACCAACACUAGGUCCACCACGUCCAAAUAAUCGCCAUUUGAAUGUUGCUCGUAAUAAGCGUUUACCACCACGAGGCAUGUAUGUUAAUCAUGAUGAUCUUCAAUCUAUUGCAUCUGGAUCUAAUGGUCAAGGAGAGACUGUUUUAUCGGCAAUGGACGAUGAGGUUGUAUCAUUAAAAUGCAAAAUACAGUCCAACAAACAAGAAAUUGGGCAUGUGCAUAAGAAGCUUAAACUAGAUGUUACUGAAUAUAGAAAUGUUGAACCUACUACAAGUCGUAUUAUUUCCCGUUGGAGCAAUGAUGAAGUUAUGCUUGCUAUUCAAGKUAUAAAUAAGGAAACUUGACAAUUUUACCACUGU